Molecule: messenger RNA, 1290 nt
Organism: Penicillium waksmanii
Lineage: Eukaryota; Fungi; Ascomycota; Eurotiomycetes; Eurotiales; Aspergillaceae
Product: CaiB/BaiF CoA transferase family protein
Exons: 1
Coding region: 1-1290 (429 amino acids)
Molecular function (GO): catalytic activity
Source: RefSeq, a predicted model, not a curated record
AUGCGGGGACUUGCAGUUCUUCGUGGGGUGCAUCCCUUGAGGGCGUCCCUCCGCCCCGCCUUUUCCUCUCUUCUCCCUCCUUCGCGUCAACAUUUCCAAUUCCAAUAUUCAACUACAUCUUCAGGUGGUCACCGUGCAGCGCCUUUAGAGGGUGUGACAGUUGUGAGCCUGGAACAGGCCAUUGCUGCACCAUUCUGUACAAGACAGUUGGCCGAUCUCGGCGCCCGUGUCAUCAAGGUUGAACGACCUGGAGUUGGUGAUUUUGCCCGGCAAUAUGACACGCGUGUAAAUGGAGAGGCUUCCCACUUCAUUUGGACCAACCGAUCCAAAGAGAGUUUGGCACUCGAUUUGAAGGAUGAAAAGGACCAUUCCACGUUGAUGAAGCUAUUGGAGAAGGCCGAUGUGCUCGUUCAGAACUUGGCCCCAGGUGCUGCUGCGCGUUUAGGCCUCUCCCACGAGUCACUCAAAGGGAAACACCCUUCCCUGAUCGUUUGCGACAUCUCCGGGUACGGUCAAGAUGGCCCGUAUCGCGACAAGAAGGCAUAUGACCUACUCAUUCAGAGUGAGGCUGGUAUGUUAUCCGUGACUGGCACUGGCAAGGAGCCCGCCAAGGUGGGGAUCUCAAUUGCAGAUAUCGCCGCAGGAAUGUACGCCUACACCAAUAUUCUCUCAGCCCUAAUUCAGCGCGGCAGAGAUGGCCAAGGCUGUAAAAUUGAUAUUUCCAUGCUCGAGAGUAUGGUUGAAUGGAUGGGCUUCCCUAUGUAUUACGCCUUUGAAGGUGCUGCUGGCCCAGUCCCCGCGGGUGCAUCGCAUGCCUCUAUUUAUCCAUAUGGUCCAUUCGAAACUGGGGACGGACAAACCGUCAUGCUCGGUAUACAGAACGAGCGGGAGUGGGCCAACUUCUGCACCGAUGUCCUCUCCCAGCCCGAGAUCGCGUCAGACGAGCGAUUCGCUAGUAACUCGCUACGGACACAGAACCGCGAUGCUCUCAAAGCCAUUAUAUGUGAUAGCUUUUCGAAACUCACAGCAGAAGAGACUACCGCGCGACUUGACAAAGCCGCAAUUGCUAAUGCCAACGUUAAUGACAUGCAGGGCGUUUGGAACCACGCCCAACUCAAGGCCCGCGAGCGAUGGACGGAAGUCCAAACACCAGCCGGGAUUGUCCCAACCCUUCUUCCCCCAGGGUCAACCAAUGCGGCCGAUAAGGGAGGAUAUGGUGCUCAGAUCGCAUCAAUUCCGAAGGUGGGGGAGCAUAACCAAGCCAUUUUGGCCGAGCUAGGACUAGAAUAA